GGAUGGAAUAAAAUCUCCCACAGUGUACGGGGAAGUAGUCCAGUCAAACCAGUCGACCAAGCAACGCGGGUGGAGCGUCGCGCGAUGGUUGAUCGUCAUCUUGAUUUCCAUCUUGAUCUUGCCUUCGAAUUCGUAGAAAAUAUCGCAAAGAGUACUUAAAGAAGGCAAAGGAAGUUGAUAAUCAUGCGUACAUAGAAGAGAAAUUUUCUGGUUAAAUACGAUGUUACGAAAACUCCCGCUCCGACGACGAUCAGUACGCAACUCAAUUGGUUUGCAUCAUUGUAGACGCGCCACGUUUUCAAUUGUAAGAAAAAAGGAAGAAUCAACCACUCUCGUUGACUAUUUCCAACUUAUCUUCGGCGAAGAACAUCCUUCCGCUACUGAAAAGGAUCUCACAGCGCAAUUAGACAGGAAAAACACAAAAGAGGGAAGAGGCUUCUAUGGAAAAUUGCUAUUUACGUCUGAUAUAACGAAGAUAAACGAAGUGUCCUCUUCGAGAGAUUAUCAGAGAUAAGGUCGUUUCCGGACAUAUAUAUCCAGCACGAAGAAUUUAAAGGACCAAUUUCGCCGAGCAUCGAACGUCAUUUCAUCGCACGUGAUAAAUUGAAAAAUUGAAGUAGAAGUCCAAUCGACGGGUUGGGAUCGCGUUGCGAAGAAUAUUGUUCAAUUUACGAUUUUGGAAAAGGAACAUUAAUUAUAAUCCGUUAUAAUUAAAAUUAUGCAUGUGUGAUGAGUGCACGUGACAAAUUAACAAGUGUUUGCGAAUAAAAGUGACGAACGAAAUAAUUGAGUCACUAGAUCGAGACUAAAUAUAAAAAAAAAAAAGAAUGAAACUUAGACAAUCAAUGUUGACCAAUCCUGUUAAUCAGUGCUUAAUGAGUGUCGCAUGAACAUGCGGAAAAGACGACAGCAGUCGAGAUGAAGCUGGGAGAUAAUGUAACUAUGGAAGCUUGCAAUGUAUGGAGCGACAUGGGCUCUCCGCGAAAAUAUCGGCCACCGCGAAUUGGUGACAUUCCAAGACGUUCUGCGGUUGAUACUUCUCCUAUAAAUUCACCCCCUCCUACUAAUACAAAAGAUAUUUCUGAUACUGAACAAGUAUCCACGAAUGCGCCAGGUCCAUCAAAAAUAUUAUCGAGUCCAGAAUACAUUCAAGAAGUACGCAAAGACAGCGCAUUGUAUCUCGAAGAGGGAGAAGGUGCGUUAAAGACUCUAACACAAAGUACUACAGAAGUUCUCCGAAGACAGAGCAGUGGUUAUGUGAGUCAUCGAGACAGCUUCGAGGAUAACAGAAGAAACUCGACGACGAGCGGUGAUACACAACAACAAGAGUCUCUUUCGAAGGACAGACACAAAUCGAAACCUAUAAGUCUUGGAGUCUUAAUUAAGGAUCUUGCUGGUAGAGUGAAAGAGGAGAAUAUUGAAGAGAACAUUGAGAACGUUGAGCCAUUUGCAGAUACAGCGAAGGAGAGAAUGCCGACGACAGAAGUACACAGAAACGUGACCUCCGGCCUCGACAUGCCCAACGUAGAAGAGACAAAAGAUGCGGUCAAAGAAAAAACCCUGCCACGACAGAAGAGUUUCGAAACUCAGGAGAUCAAUGAUGGACUAACAACUCGUCUCAGCGAUCUGCAAGUGACGUCUAUUUUCAAGAACCCCAAGAUUUAUAUUCCGCUUAACAGCGGCAAAGAUGUUUCAACAGACGAGGUAACUAAGAUUCAACAAACGGUUGAUACAGUCAUCGAUCAUUCCAAGAGCAGUGAUACAAAUUUUAAGAGCGCACAUGAAGCAAAUGUGGAAACUAUUAUUGCCACAGAUAACCGGACAACAGAUUUGAGAAAAUUAUCUUUACCUGGUGAAGCGGGAUCGAGUCAACUUGAAAAAGCCAAUGUCAUCUACAAAUCUGUUCAUUCCCGCCAUUCUCACAUCAGUCCUCAUAAAUCGCCGAGGAAGUGCAUCAGAGCGCUCAAUAGGGAGUGUUCCGUUGAUAGCCAUGAUAGUCAACAACAAUUGAAUCAAUACAAAGUCUUGAAUGAGAUCGGAAAGGGUUCUUUUGGUGUCGUCAAGAAAGUUUUCAACGAAGAAGAUGACACAUAUUACGCCAUGAAAAUAGUGAGCAAGAGGAAAUUAAUGAAGAAAACAGGAAUAUUUGGAAGGAUACCUCCGCGCAGAAUAGGCGCUGAUCCUUUAGCAAAAGUUUAUAGAGAAAUUGCUAUUCUGAAGAAACUCGAUCAUCCUAAUGUCGUGAAAUUAGUCGAAGUACUCGACCAUCCCGACAAGGAUAAUCUUUAUCUAGUCUUCGAAUUAGUCCACAGAGGUGAAAUCCUUCUUAUACCUACCGACAAACCUCUAAAUGAAGUAACGGCCAGGCGUUACUUCCGCGAUGUUGUCAUGGGAGUCGAAUAUUUGCACUACCAGAAGAUAGUGCAUCGUGACAUUAAGCCAAGCAAUCUGCUGGUGGACAAGGAUAACAGGAUUAAAAUCGCUGAUUUAGGCGUCAGCACAGAAUUAAGAGAAUCUGGAGAAUUAUUGACAGGACAAGCUGGAACACCAGCUUUUGCGGCACCCGAAACAACCAUUGCCAAUGCACAAUAUUUGGGACCGCCGUGUGAUAUAUGGUCUAUGGGAAUAACGUUAUAUGCGCUUGUGUUCGGAGAUCUUCCUUGGCGCGCUUCCGAUAGUACAAACAUUCAAGAGAUUGUUCGUUCAAAACCGCUCGUAUUUCCCAACAAUCGCUUAUCUCCAGAACUGCGAUCUCUAAUUGAAUGUAUGUUGGAUAAAUCACCGGAAACGAGACUCACGCUUCCGAAGAUGAAGAUGCAUUCGUGGUUGACAAACAAUGGAACUGAACCAUUGCCGGCUGAAGCCGAUAAUUGCCGCCUGCGAGUCACCGUCACUGAAGAGGAAGUUAUAAGGCUCGGUACUCUGCUUCUCGUCAAGAAUAUGCUGAAACAGCAUAGCUUCCAAAAUCCAUUCUUGCCUAAGCGGCUUGAUCGGACAGUGGAUAACAAUACAGAAAUCACCAACACGGAAUCCUCAGCGGCAAAAACAAAAGGUGACGUACAAAGAGAUGCAAAAGCAGAACGUUUUCACGAAGCUGGGAGAAGCAAUUCCGCGCCGGAUUCCUACGAUUGGCAUACAAACAGACAAUUAUCACUGGAAAAUCCUUUAUCGCCUGUAACGGAAACCGAAAGAAGAUAAAAUCAAUAUCGAUAAAAAAACCAUCCAUCGUCGAUAUCACGAAUCAUCUCGAUCAAAUGAGCUGAUGUCACAUAGAAGAUAUCAUUUGGGAAUGAUCUUUGAUCGCGAUCCAGCAAUCCAACAUGAUAUCAAAGGGCGAAAUCAUCGAAAGAACCUAUGAAAAAUUAAUCUUCUAGAGAACCGUCGUUAUCGAUUUUAUUCUUAUAUUGUCAAAAUCACGGAGCAUUGCUUUCGAUUUUGCAGGUAAGAACUCCGUGAAUUAUUUAUAAAUAUACAGAAAUUCCUAAUUGAUUGAGGGCUGACAAAA
Molecule: messenger RNA, 3505 nt
Organism: Pogonomyrmex barbatus (red harvester ant)
Lineage: Eukaryota; Metazoa; Arthropoda; Insecta; Hymenoptera; Formicidae
Product: calcium/calmodulin-dependent protein kinase kinase 1
Biological process (GO): intracellular signal transduction; protein phosphorylation
Cellular component (GO): cytoplasm
Molecular function (GO): calcium/calmodulin-dependent protein kinase activity; calmodulin binding; ATP binding
Source: RefSeq, a predicted model, not a curated record